UGGACUUUUGGAGUUUUGAUCCUAACGGUUUUUGAUCAUUCCGAUCUUACGCAUUCAAACUUUAAUGCUAAUCAGCCCAUUGCCUUUGGCUAAAUCCUCGAGUGCUUUCCAUUUUCCUUUUCUUUGCAAAAACACUUUAAAUCCUUUGAAGUGGGGCUCCAUCGCUCCAGUCGUCUGUAAGACGGACUAAUUCUUAUUUCUAUAGAUAUGGCGGCAACUCAGUCUCGAGAUUGGGCGUCUUUUGGGGUUUCUCUACCAUCUACAGCUUUGGGAAGACACUUGCAGGCGGCCAUGCCUUUCCUGUCCGAAGAAAACCACAAGUCCCAGGGCACAGUGCUCAUCCCUGAUGCCCAGGGCCCGAUUCCGUUUCUUGGGUCAGUCCCCCUCGUGGACCCGGAGCUGCCGUCGCAGUCACUGCAGCGUCUUGCCCGGCAAUAUGGCGAAAUCUACCGGUUUGUAAUUCCGGGCAGGCAAUCCCCUAUACUUGUUUCAACCCACGCGCUCGUCAACGAGCUCUGCGACGAAAAGCGGUUCAAGAAGAAGGUUGCAGCGGCCCUUUUGGGUCUUCGGGAGGCUAUUCAUGACGGUCUAUUUACGGCUCAUAACGAUGAGCCAAACUGGGGUAUCGCACAUCGCAUCCUUAUGCCAGCCUUUGGGCCAAUGGCAAUCAAGGGGAUGUUUGACGAGAUGCACGACGUAGCUUCCCAGAUGAUCCUCAAGUGGGCGAGGCAUGGGUCUACAACACCCAUUAUGGUAUCUGACGACUUUACACGUCUGACGCUGGACACUAUCGCUCUCUGCUCAAUGGGUUACCGCUUCAACUCUUUCUACCACGAUAGUAUGCAUGAGUUCAUCGAGGCCAUGACUUGCUGGAUGAAGGAAUCGGGCAACAAAACUCGGCGGCUGCUUCCGGAUGUUUUCUACCGGACGACCGACAAGAAGUGGCACGACGACGCCGAAAUCUUGAGGAGGACCGCCGAUGAGGUGCUGAAAGCACGCAAGGAGAAUCCUUCGGGACGCAAGGACCUUUUAACUGCCAUGAUUGAGGGGGUCGACCCCAAAACGGGCGGGAAACUAAGUGACAGCAGCAUUAUCGACAACCUUAUCACAUUCUUAAUCGCUGGCCACGAAACUACAUCCGGCAUGCUCUCGUUUGCAUUUUAUCUCCUGCUGAAAAACCCGACUGCAUAUCGCAAGGCUCAGCAAGAAAUAGACGACCUAUGUGGUAGGGAACCGAUUACAGUAGAGCAUCUGUCCAAGAUGCCCUAUAUCACGGCUGUUCUCCGCGAGACUCUCCGACUGUAUUCAACCAUUCCCGCAUUCGUUGUGGAGGCAAUAGAAGAUACUGUGGUAGGGGGUAAAUACGCCAUCCCCAAAAACCAUCCUAUUUUUCUCAUGAUAGCGGAGUCACAUCGCGACCCCAAGGUAUACGGCGACGAUGCCCAAGAGUUCGAGCCCGAGCGAAUGCUCGAUGGACAAUUUGAACGUCGAAACCGCGAGUUCCCCAACAGUUGGAAGCCCUUUGGUAAUGGCAUGAGGGGGUGCAUCGGUCGCGCCUUUGCCUGGCAAGAGGCUCUUCUCAUCACCGCGAUGCUGCUGCAGAACUUUAAUUUUGUUAUGCACGACCCCGCAUACCAGCUGAGCAUCAAGGAGAACCUGACCCUGAAGCCUGACAAUUUUUACAUGCGCGCCAUUCUCCGACACGGCAUGUCACCAACGGAACUUGAGCGCUCCAUCUCGGGCGUUGCACCUACCGGCAACAAAACGCCCCCGCGGAACGCGACAAGAACAUCCAGCCCGGACCCAGAAGAUGGCGGUAUUCCCAUGAGCAUCUAUUACGGCUCCAACAGCGGCACUUGCGAGUCUCUCGCCCACAAGCUCGCCGUGGAUGCCUCGGCCCAGGGCUUCAAGGCCGAGACGGUCGAUGUGCUCGACGCCGCCAACCAGAAGCUGCCCGCCGGCAACAGGGGCCCGGUGGUACUCAUCACGGCGUCCUACGAGGGCCUCCCGCCCGACAACGCCAAGCAUUUUGUCGAGUGGCUCGAGAACCUCAAGGGAGGUGACGAGCUCGUCGACACAAGCUACGCCGUGUUUGGCUGCGGCCACCAAGACUGGACAAAGACCUUUCACCGCAUACCGAAGCUCGUCGACGAAAAGCUGGCCGAGCACGGCGCGGUGCGGCUGGCGCCUCUGGGACUGUCAAACGCCGCGCACGGCGACAUGUUUGUCGACUUUGAGACGUGGGAGUUUGAGACCCUGUGGCCUGCGCUGGCCGACAGGUACAAGACCGGGGCGGGGAGGCAGGAUGCUGCCGCGACGGACCUCACGGCGGCACUGUCGCAGCUCAGCGUCGAGGUCUCACACCCGCGCGCCGCGGACCUCCGCCAGGACGUCGGCGAGGCCGUCGUCGUCGCCGCGCGCGACCUGACGGCCCCCGGAGCCCCGCCGAAACGCCACAUGGAGAUCCGCCUGCCCAAGACGGGCGGGCGCGUCCACUAUUCGGCCGGCGACUACCUCGCCGUCCUGCCCGUGAACCCCAAGUCGACGGUCGAGCGGGCGAUGCGCCGGUUCGGCCUGGCCUGGGACGCGCACGUCACCAUCCGAUCGGGCGGGCGCACGACGCUCCCGACGGGGGCGCCCGUGUCGGCGCGCGAGGUGCUCAGCUCGUACGUGGAGCUGACGCAACCGGCUACCAAGCGCGGCAUCGCCGUGCUGGCCGGAGCCGUGACCGGCGGCCCCGCCGCGGAGCAGGAGCAGGCCAAGGCGGCGCUGCUGGACCUGGCUGGCGACUCGUACGCGCUCGAGGUCAGCGCCAAGCGCGUCGGGGUGCUGGACCUGCUGGAGAGGUUCCCGGCGUGCGCGGUGCCGUUCGGGACGUUCCUGGCGCUGCUGCCGCCCAUGCGCGUGCGGCAGUACUCCAUCUCGUCGUCGCCGCUGUGGAACGACGAGCACGCGACGCUGACGUACUCUGUCCUCUCGGCGCCGUCGCUCGCCGACCCGGCCAGGACGCACGUCGGCGUCGCCAGCAGCUACCUCGCCGGCCUGGGCGAGGGCGACCACCUGCACGUGGCGCUGCGGCCGUCGCACGUCGCGUUUCGGCUGCCGUCGCCCGAGACGCCCGUGGUCUGCGUAUGCGCCGGGUCUGGCAUGGCGCCCUUUCGUGCGUUUGCGCAGGAGCGCGCCGCGCUGGUCGGGGCGGGCCGCAAGGUCGCGCCGCUGCUGUUGUUCUUUGGCUGUCGCGAGCCGGGGGUUGACGAUCUCUACCGCGAGGAGCUGGAGGGCUGGGAGGCCAAGGGGGUGCUGUCCGUACGGCGGGCGUAUAGCCGCAGGACGGAGCAGAGCGAGGGGUGCAGAUAUGUCCAGGACAGGCUGCUGAAGAAUCGGGCAGAAGUCAAGAGUCUCUGGAGCCAGGACGCCAAGGUGUUUGUCUGCGGCAGCCGUGAGGUAGCUGAAGGCGUCAAGGAGGCCAUGUUCAAGGUCGUGGCUGGCAAGGAGGGCAGCAGCGAGGAGGUGCAGGCUUGGUAUGAAGAGGUGAGGAAUGUGCGUUAUGCUUCGGAUAUCUUUGACUGAAGUUGCAAAAGAUUGUUUCGUCCUUUUUGUUUGGGAGUGAGCGAAAGGAUUUGCUCAGUAUUGGCGCUUGGAGUUUUUGGGUAGAGCUUCUUGAUGCGAUAAUUACUGCUCAUCUGUUGAAUGUACAAAAAUAAAUGACAGAAUUGAAUUGUUAUGGCCAG
Pyricularia oryzae 70-15 is the source of this 3731-nucleotide messenger RNA. RefSeq names its product bifunctional P-450:NADPH-P450 reductase. The transcript has 3 exons. The coding region runs from base 208 to 3570 and encodes 1120 amino acids. The record is from RefSeq and is a predicted model, not a curated record. Gene Ontology annotation, molecular function: aromatase activity; NADPH-hemoprotein reductase activity; iron ion binding. NCBI's taxonomy places the organism in Eukaryota, Fungi, Ascomycota, Sordariomycetes, Magnaporthales, Pyriculariaceae. Gene Ontology annotation, cellular component: cytosol.